This is a messenger RNA of Punctularia strigosozonata HHB-11173 SS5, 735 nucleotides long. RefSeq lists its product as uncharacterized. The record is from RefSeq and is a predicted model, not a curated record. Gene Ontology annotation, molecular function: metal ion binding. The transcript is spliced from 2 exons. NCBI's taxonomy places the organism in Eukaryota, Fungi, Basidiomycota, Agaricomycetes, Corticiales, Punctulariaceae. The annotation marks the transcript as partial.
GAACAGCGGGCUGCGCAGUUGGCGCGCGAAGUGGCCUGCGCUGACAGGCUGGCUCGAGAGGCCGAAGAGAAGCUCCUCGCCGUUGAGAUCCGCGUUCGGCGAUGCGCCUUGCUGCAGCUUGAGGAUCAAUUCACCUGCCCGCUCUGCUUCGACAUCAUCAGCGCACCAUAUGUGCUCAACGGCGCCACAUGCGGGCACACAUUCUGCGCAUCAUGUAUUCUCAAGUGGUAUUUAGCCCGCAUGCACGACUGUGGCUCUUGGCACGAGAACGUGGUGUGCCCAAUGUGCCGCUCGGCGCUGAUUCAUACGCCAGACCUCGGCGACAAUCCGCGGUCCAUCUUUUACUGCCCCUUCACUCCCAACCGCGUCGCGGACACAGCUAUCAAAACACUUGUCCGCAAAGUCGCCACUUCAGGGACUCUAUCGACCCCGGGACAUGAACCGACUUCCGUAGCCGAUACGCCCACGAAAAGGCGUCGAGGGAAGGUAAGUGCGAAGGGGGUGUUCGAAUCUGCGGUUGCAGGCACGGAUCCCGGCGAUCCGUUGCUGUCCUGGAUGGAUUCGCAGGGUGCGAAUCUCGUCGAAUGGCGGCGUCGCGGCGAAGAGGGGCAGGCUGCGAUGGACCGGCUGCGAACAAACUGGCAUCGGCUCGAUAAUGCCGACUUUGUGCUAAUGAAGGAGACCAUGGGGCUCUGCGUGAGGCAUGAUUUUCUUGUCCAGCAGGAUCAGACCUGA